Messenger RNA from Carassius auratus (goldfish), 3872 nucleotides. Its product is annotated as zinc finger protein 239-like. The transcript is spliced from 3 exons. NCBI's taxonomy places the organism in Eukaryota, Metazoa, Chordata, Actinopteri, Cypriniformes, Cyprinidae. Gene Ontology annotation, biological process: regulation of transcription by RNA polymerase II. The coding region runs from base 197 to 1054 and encodes 285 amino acids. The record is from RefSeq and is a predicted model, not a curated record. Gene Ontology annotation, molecular function: RNA polymerase II cis-regulatory region sequence-specific DNA binding; DNA-binding transcription factor activity, RNA polymerase II-specific.
UGCGUACAUUAACAGUUUUAGCUCUAUUUUUGUAUAUAUUACAAAACUUUCUGUCCUUGUGACGGAGCAGUAUUUGGCGCGUUUUGAUAAACUACCGUUAUUUGCGCAGCGCCGUCAUGACGUCACCACUAGUUUCCUUCCUCAGUGCGCGCUUUUGCUGUGUCUUCAGAGAUUUAGAAUAGUUUUAUGUGAGAACAUGACCGAUCCAGAACCCUCCAGGAUGAAACACACUGAAGAACAAACAGUGUUGAUUAAAGAAAACGCAGAGAAUGGUAAAGAACUGAACGAAAAGGAGGAGAAAAAUCAUGUCAAAACUGGAGAAAAACUUUUGAGUCGCUCUAAAACCAAACAGAAAGGUCUAAAGAAAAUAAGAGAAGAGAAAUCUUUCACAUGCACUCAGUGUGGAAAGAGUUUGGCAAGCAAACUGAAUCUUGAGGAUCACAUGAGGAUUCACAAUGGAGAGAAACCGUACACGUGUGAUCAGUGCGGGAAGGCAUUCAAACAGUUUGGAAAUCUGAAAUCACAUGAGAGGAUUCACACUGGAGAGAAACCGUACACAUGUGAUCAGUGCGGGAAGAGUUGUACACAAGCAUCAAAACUUAAGGAGCACAUGAACAUCCACACUAGAGAGAAGCUGCAUGCAUGUGAUCAGUGCGGAAAAACAUUUCUGUGGGCUUCAAACCUUAAGGAGCACCUGAGAAUUCAUACGAAGGAAAAACCAUAUUCAUGUUCUUUGUGUGGAAAGAGUUUUUCACUGCCGCAAAGUUUAAAAGAACAUCAGAAGAUACACACCGGUGUGAGAGAAUAUAUGUGCUUUGAGUGUGGGAAGACUUUCCUUAAAGCUGAAAGUUUAAAACUGCACAAGAGGAUCCACACCGGAGAGAAACCAUACAUGUGUUCACACUGCGACAAGAGAUUCAGUCGGUCUGGAGACCUGAAAAAACACGAGAGGAUCCACACUGGAGUGAAACCAUAUUACUGCACUACAUGCGGGAAGUGUUUCACACAAUUAUCUUCUUUACACACACACACAAAAAAUAUUCAUAGUAAGUAGAUCAUCUUUAGCUCCAGCACUUUCAGCUCUGACGCCACGUCUUCACCAAACAUGACUCAAUAAUGACAAAUAUACAAAAAAGAAAAAGGUUAUUGGUUAACAUGGGAUCCAAUUCGGUAAACGUAACUUAUUCUUGUCUUUUUUUGAGGCAAAUAACGUUACAUGACUAUUCACAAGCUGUUCGAUUGACGGUUUGGAAAGAAUAUUUAAUGUUUUCAAGUAUAUUGUGCGCCAAACACCUAAUAAUCGCAAUAAGCUUUGUGCUUUGUCUCAGCUUUUAAGUUUUGUUGAUUUUAUCAUGAAACACGAACAAUCGAUUAGUUUUAACACUCUUUGAUGUAGCAUGAGAUCAGUGUAUUCACCUCAGUUCAAGCCAUGUGAAUCAGUCGUCUUUUCCUCUUUACUAUUUAUUACGACACAAAAUAAACAUCAAUGAACAUCAGAAGCUAUGUUGAAAAAAUCUGAUAUAUUUAAUAAUACUAAUUGUUCAAGUAUUCGAUCAAUUAGUGUUUUGAAAAAUGUUAAUAAAACAGCUUGUGAAUAGUAAAAAUAUAACUUCGCCAAUACAAAUUUAAUUGCUGUUUGUUAAAUACACGUGAAGGAUGAAAUGUUGGAUGCCACAUACUUUUUAUUCAGAGUAGGUGGAAUUUUCACAUUAAGUUUAUCCAUGCAAUAUAACAUUACUUGAAAAAUGAAAAAAAAAAUGCUUAAUUAACUAUUAUUUUAAUAUUUUAUGCAGAGUUAAAAAAUAAUGCAAUCUAUUGCCAAAUAGAUAAGCCAAUCUAUUAUAUGAUUAAAAUUUUAAACAUAGACUUAAAAGUACGUGUAAUCCUGUUCAACCCUUUGGUGGACAACAUUAGUAUUACGGCCUUAAAAAUACACUGUUAGCCACCUGAGCAUCGGAAACUCAUUAAUCAUGGCAUUUUUCAGAGAAUAUUGUGUUUUUAUGCAUACCAAGUUUUGUGAAUAUUUUAUCUAUCCUACAGAAGACAUUGUAGAAGUUGUUUUAAUAUGAUGACAGAUGCAUUUUAAAAGCCUCAUGGUCUAUGCGUGACUGAGAUUGUGUAUGGAGAGUGCAAGAAUUAUUAAUGUGUUCACUGUUUGCAAAGAUUAUUAAAAUCUUGACAGCUCAAGUGUGAUGUUUAUACACCUCUGGGAUCUCUUGGCCCCUGUAGAGGGUUAAAACACCUGGUUUUGUCUUCUGGAUCUCUGAGCAUCUGAGUUAUUCCUACAGGACUGAGAAGACUUUUCUCCACAACACCAGCGAAAACUGAUUUUGGAAAAACCUUUUAAGGUUUUCUUUUUUUUCCUUUUUUUUUAGGUAAAGAGAGUAGACUUCCUACAGUAUGUUGUUAGUUAAUAUAGAGAGAAUCUGUCUCAUCUGUUUCUACUUUUACUCACUUUUUAAUUUGAUCUCGCAAAGAAUUAAAAACUUGUAAAUAAUUCCAUGAAGAGCUUUUAUAGUAUAUUUUUUUAUUUUCUGCUGAUUAUGCUAACAUGAAGAAUAAAUGAUUCUAUAAUUUUAGGGACAAAUCUAAAAGCCAUUUAGUAUUAACAUUGGGAUGAAGGGGUUAAUUUUGACAAUGGACCAAUUUGGUGUUUGCAAACAGUGAUGACGUCUUUGGUGGGCGGAGUCUAUCUGGUGGCAGUAAAAUGAAGUAGCUCUCUAUGCAAGCCAUGGAAUAAAAAUAAUUAAAAAGGUAACUGAUUUUGUAAUUAAAUAUUCUGACUUUUUUUCUCGCAAUGCUAAAAUUAAAUUUCAUAAUUCUGAUAAGAAAAAUCAAUUCAUUUUCUUUUAUAAUCCCACACUUCUGGUUUUUUUUCCCCCUCAGAAUUGACACACUUGCAAUUGUAGAGUUAAAUUGAGUUAUGAAGUCAGAGAUAUAAACUUGCAUUUGCAAAAUAAAAAGUCAGAAUUGUGAGAUAAAAUAGGUAAAUGUUUAAAUAUUUGGUUAUUUCAUGCUGUAACUAGGGCUAAUAAAUAUGUCCCCUAUGAACUGCAAAUGUGAAUAUUAUGUAAACCUAUUGAUUAAAUCAAAUAUAUGAUUUAAAAGUAUAUCCAAAUAUACAUGGAUCAUAACUAUAGUCAUUAAAUUUAAAUAAUUACUGAUGGAUCCAAAGAUCCUGUUUCAGGUAAGUAUAACAAUUAAGACAAUGCUAGUGAAUGGCCCAGCACAGUAUAAACUCAAAAAUGCAAUUAUUAUUUGAAAGCAAUAGGUUAAAUAAAUAGAAUUUGAAGAUAAAAUAAUGAAGUACAUAAAAUAGUUUUAUCCUUGUUUUAAUCUAAAGGGUUUUUACAUUUUAUAUAUAUAUAUGUAUGUAUAUAUCGCCAAAUAUACGUCAUGCUCCACACUCCAGUCCAGUAGGUUACGGGAAAGCCUCUUUUAAGUGAGUUUCCCAAGCGCCAUUAAAAAAAAAAAAAAGAAGAAAACGCAUCGCCGCCAUGACGUCACCACUAGUUUUCUUUUCAGCGCGUUUGUGUCAUCUGAGGUGAGUCGAGCUGACUUAUUUACACAUCCUUAAAAAACACUUUGCACAGUUUAAUAAACUUUCCACGAGGUUAUUUCUAAAUUGUUUUAUCUGAUAAAACACUAAAUAUGUGCCUGUUCUGUAGGAAACUAAAGUCAUAAAGACAUGAACGAUUUUUUUAAAGCUUUUAGAGUGAUAAUGUUAGCGUCAUUGAAUGUUGAACGUCGAUGCUUUAUCUGUGAUCGUUGUGCUUUGAACAUAAAUGCUGACAUAUUUACUAAUGUAGUUUUGCAGUAAGGGGUUUCUUUCCUUCUCUUAUUCCAUUAAGAUGCUAUGGCUUGCUUGUAAA